Molecule: messenger RNA, 1500 nt
Organism: Exophiala aquamarina CBS 119918
Lineage: Eukaryota; Fungi; Ascomycota; Eurotiomycetes; Chaetothyriales; Herpotrichiellaceae
Exons: 4
Coding region: 1-1500 (499 amino acids)
Molecular function (GO): iron ion binding; oxidoreductase activity, acting on paired donors, with incorporation or reduction of molecular oxygen; monooxygenase activity
Source: RefSeq, a predicted model, not a curated record
AUGUCUUCUAUUCCUGAACUCUUCACAGUCCAGAAUCUCCAGUGUGUGCUUGUAGUUGUGGGAGCAACCUUAUCCUUUUUGUGUGUUACCCUCUUUCAAAAGAGCAAAAGGGCCGGGUUAUCGCACAUCCCGGGCCCUUUCAUAGCUCGAUAUACCAACUUGUGGGCAGUGUACGUGACCUGGAAGACGGAUCGAGAGGAUAAUCGAGUGUCCCUCAAUCGAACUCUACAGGAGCGAUAUGGAGACGUAAUUCGAACAGGGCCGAGGAAUGUUUCUGUCACGGACCCUGCUGCCAUCCCUGUGAUAUAUGGCGUCCGCUCUAGGCUCGACAAGGGCCAUGCUUACGUCCCAUUCCGGCAAGCCGGAGUGACCACGAGCCUCCUCAGCAUACCAGAUGAAACCACGCACAGCAAAUAUCGCAAGCUUGUAUCAAAUGCGUAUUCUUUGUCUUCAAUAAAGGCAUACGAGCCGUAUGUGGAUGAGAUGAUCAAUAGACUUGUCCACGUCUGCAACGAGCAUGCCAAGACAGGCACUCCAAUGAACCUUAGUCUGUGGUGUCAUUAUUACUGUUUUGACGUGGUCGCCAAAAUCACCAUGGGAGACACGCUGGGUUUCCUUGAAGGUCGAGACGCUUACUCUUUGAUCAAAAGCGUGAAAGCGUUUGGCGCCUAUACUGGGGUGGUUUCGCAAAUGCCAUGGCUGCACAAAAUCUUCCAGGACAACCCGUUGAUGAGGAAGACCAAACCAUCGCCAUUUAUGAAGGUAGUUCAGAAGACGGUUGAGAGCCGCCUUGAGAAACCCGAUGUAGAGAGCCGGUCACGACCUGAUCUGCUGGCCCAUUUCAUCGCGACACACCAAAACAAUCCCGAGAUGGAUCGCUUGCAAGUGUUGAUUACUACCUCGGGAAAUCUUAUUGCCGGUGGACUGAGUCCCGGAAAGACUUUUAAUGAGAUUUGCUAUUUCUUAGCGGCAAAUGUGCAGGCACAGGACACGCUCCUGUAUGAACUCAAAGAAGCAAGGUGUACUCAUCUCGCGAGUUAUGAAGAGCUCAAGCAGCUAGGUUUUCUCGAAGGGGUAAUCAAAGAAGCACUUCGCCUACACAGUUCGACUUCGUUCAAUCUACAGAGAAAUACAGGUCCAAACAGACUGGAGCUCCCAAACGGUAUCCAUAUUCCACCCUACACCAAUAUUGGCUGUCCAGCUGGCGCUAUUAAUCAAGACGUUCGUGUUUUCGGCGAAGAUGCACACAUCUACAGACCUGAAAGAUGGCAACAAGCGAAAGAUGAAUCUCAGGAGGCGUACAUCGAGAGAAGAAAAAUCAUGGAAAGAACCGAGCUCUCGUUUGGACAAGGGUCCCGGACAUGUAUCGGCAAGAACAUCGCAUUGAUGGAGAUGUUCAAGGCGGUGGCUACACUCAUGGGACAGUUUAAGUUCGAACCAGUGGGCACACCUGCAAAGGAUAAGGUCAUUGUGAAGGUGCAUCGCAGAGAUAGGGCUUGA